GAAGCCCUCAGAGUGGGUCAGGCAUGGAGAGAGCCAGCGGUACUGCUGCGUGUGUCUAAUGUUUUUGUUCCGUACUGACAGUCGGGAAAGCCAGUCUCACCGAACUCUGGAGCUGAAGGGAGAGCUAUAUAACUGACGCAAACAUGGUUUUAAUAACACCUGUGCUGUUGCUGCUGCUGUCUUGGGUAUCACUGCAAGCUGUCGCAGAGAUCUGCCGGGGGACGCACUGCUACGGCGCGGAAACCGGCGAUCCAAGACCGUGCACCGGAGCGCACUGUCCGGGGGGCAGAACCUCCAGACCGCCGCGGCACUAUCACACGACAGCGCAGGGGAGAUCGGCGCAGAUAGUCGCCAGCCAACACCACGCGUAUCCGAGCUCCCCGAGAGCAGCGUCGGAGGUUUAUCCGGCUGUGCAGCCACUUCGCGGGCGGCACAGCGGCAGCAGCAGCAGCAGCAGCAGUGGCGCACGGAUAAGAGCGCCUGAAGUUUUACCUGCAGGAUGCACGGGUGCAGACUGCGCCGCUCUUGUGAAACAAUUUCAGCCCACUAAUGACACCCAAGAAUGUAGAGGGAUCGAGUGCAGACUGCCGCUGAGGAUACGGCCAAAAGCUCGAGCAAAGUCUUGUGUGGGAGAAGGGUGUAGUUCAGAGGAGAGCGCCAGCCAGCUUCCUCCUGUCCAUCUGUCCGACAGAGCAGCUCAGUUUCUGGGAGAUUUUCCGGACCUUGGAUAUCCAUCGUCGGAACUUGGCGGCGCACCUUUGGGUGUCCAGCUCACAUGUGACAUCAAGCCAGGGGAGAAUGAAGUUCCCUCAGAAGAUGCCCUCAUCUUGCACCUCCAGCUGGCCAAAGGGCAGGAGAAGCUGGUGGAGGCCCUGCGUGCCCAGCAGAUAAUCAUCCGUGACCUGCAGCAGAAGCUCGCCGACCAACAGGAGGCGCUACUGUCCCAGCAGAUAGAGAUCCUGGACCAGCAGCGGCGCAUGUAUGAUCAGAUGGAUGUGGUGAAGGCCCAGUACGGCCUCCUCUCAGACACCAUCAAACAGGUUUCCUUCCAGGGCCUGCAGGGUGAGCUGCAGAGCUACUUCGAGAGCCACCUGGCGGGUCUGCAGAGCCAGGCCCGCAGCCACCUGCAGAAGUCCUACGCCGUGCACAAAAUGAACCUAGACUCAAAGGUGAUGGAUGUAGUCGGAGAGGCUAAUUUCCCUCAACCUCUGCUAGGAUGCCCUUCACCCUGUGGGCAGGAGGAGUUCUGUGAUUUUCAGAAUGACCCACCUCAAUGUGACAAGUGCACCAUGUGUCCACCGGGCUUCUUUCUGAUCUCACAGUGUUCUGCUACUGCAGACAGGAUGUGCCAGGACAGAGAUGAAUGUCUUGAAGUACCAAACAUUUGUGGAGAGCGAGUGAAGUGCCUUAAUACUCCAGGGGGGUUCAGGUGUUUGGGGGUUUCUAUGAGAGAAGCAGUGAUGGGCUUGUGUGGUCAGGACUACUUCUACAACCAGGAGCUGCAGGAGUGCCAGGCCUGUUCUGACUGUGAUGUUGAGCCUGUUUCUGUUGCCUGCACAGCUAUCAGUGACUCUGUCUGCGGCCAGCCUUCAGAGAGCCAACUCUCCGGGUCUUGGGGGGCCAAUGUGGGAGUUCCCCCUGCCAGAACCUCUGGCACCCAGAUCUUCCCUGGGCUUCAAUUAAACAUCCGAGGAAAAGAGAAAAUUGAUCUGUUGUCCAACGAGGCUGGGCAGGUGACGUUCCUGCAGCAUGGCCUGGUGUGGUUGGAUCAUAACUUUGCGAUAAAGCACAGCUGCAGGAACUUCCUUCAGGUUGGAAUAAGGCUCAAUGGGAGCCAGGAGGAGGAGGGUCGGGACCUCAGCGGUGUUCGCAUCGAACAACCGGAUGGGAAGUACUUCCAGGGUGUCAGCAUCAGCAGCGGAGUCGAGGUGGAGCCUAACCACACCCUCACUCUACUGCUGAAGAGUCCCAAUCAACACUGCAACCAGAGCAAGGAUCUUCACGUCUAUGACAUCACCACUCCUUCUUUCAGUUUGCUGUGGUUGUCGCACGACACCGGUGCCGUAGCUAUGACGGCUCAGAUGUCCGUGUUGACGCACUACCAGACCAGCUACCGCCCAACUUUCCGCAUGACCUCUGUGUCUGACCCGUAUAUGAUCAUUCUAACGCACGACAACCGCGGUGUGCGCUUCACAGAAAGUGGCGUGGUGAAGUUCGUCCUCCAGCAGGCGCUUUACUCUAUGGGCCACACCUGCAUUCGAGAGGGUUUCUCCCUGAUUGCCUACACUAACCGCAACGGGACUGGCCAGGAGGCGAUGCAAGCCUUCAAGACGGGCGUCAACUACAGGGACACCUCCAUCACCCUCUCUGGCGCUGUGAGCAUUGCCAGCGGGGACACGCUCAGCUUCGAGAUCACAUCUCCGUCCCAGUGCAACAUCCGCUACUUUGGGGACAGCACCGGGAUCAGUAUGCUGAGCCUCAUCUGGAUUCCCUCAGCAGUGUCGUCAGCGCUGACUGCUACCGUGUCCAGGACUGGUCUGCCCUUUGGAGCAGUCAGGAACAAGCAGCUGUCAUUCCAGCAGAUCAGCCCGGACACGACGCAGGUUCAUCUGUCCCGCUCAGGGGAGCCAAACAGCAGGAAGAACUUUGUAUUCCACGAGAAAGGAACGGCGAACAUAGCCCUCAACCUGAAGCUGAUACACUCCUGCAAUAUCGUUAAACUCACUUUGCAGCGGGCAGGGGGUCAGGGUGGGCAGGCAGCUCCUGUGGCUCAGCAGGUGUCUGGAUAUAUGCCUGAAGGGAGCGAGUGGGCCAGUAUCGGGCUAAGGGCCUCGUUUCCUGUGCAGAACGGUACAGCGGUGUACGUUACUCUGGACUGUAUUCGCGGACGAGUUAACCAGAUCACACACGAGGGCGGCACUAACGUUUCAAUUCUCUGGGUUGCAGUCUGAUCGAAGGAGGAAUGAAGCCUUGGUCAGUAAUACAUUUUGUGAAGAAGAAGAAAAAAGACAAUUUUGCACAAUAUUGAAUUGCAGAGCAGAUUCAACUAUUUACCAAAUGAAGAGAGGAUACUGGUAGACAUGACACAUAUUUGGUCAUAUAAUUGUUUUAAAUAUAUGUUUCAUCACCUGUUAAGACUUCUAUUGUCAAAUCUUUGUGGGUAUGAUUAACAUACUGUAAGUACUGCUUUUGCUUAAAGUACUUCGGCUGGUUGAGCAGUGACCAAUUCUUUGUGUGUGUGUGUGUGUGUGUGUGUGUGUGUGUGUGUGUGUGUGUGAGUGUGCGUGUGUACAGUAUGUAUGAGCGUGUUUGCAUACAUGUGCAGUGGUGCUUUUAUAUUUUUGUAUGUGUGUGUGUGUGUGUAUGUGAGAUAAACAUUGGCAUGCCUACUUUUGUAUGAGUCCUUUAAUAUGUAUAUCUUUAUGCUCCUGCACAUAUUUAACUUUUGUAUGUAACAAACUUUUUUGUAUCAUAUCGUUAGGCAUUUAAAACAAUAACAUUCUGGUAGAUAUGCUUGUACACAGGAAGAGUUAAAUGAGAAGAUAGAAGAUAGACACUAACCUUACUCCAUAAACUGAAUACAUCCCAACAAAAACUAUCCCUUCAAUGCUCUGAAGAGUUUGUAAUGAAAGAGUAUACACUAGUGCUAUGUAGUAAACUUUAAUAAGCAGGAGUUGGUUUUUGAUGAUAUUUAUUUGCCUUUUAUAAAACAGGAAUCUUGUAUUUACACUAUACAAUGCAUAUAUUUGUCAUAAAAAUAUAACAAUAUGUUGUGUGGUAAAGCACUGAGUAGGCAGUGUUGAUAUUCAAAUACAUGCAGUGAUAGCCUCUAUCAUAUGCUUAUUUGCACACAGUUUAACACAGUAUUAUGAAAUGUGCAAACAUCUUACUUUGUUAUUCGUUUGCAGAAAAUGCUGUUUCCCUGUGAAGAGUUGCCCAUGCAUAUCGUUCCUAAUUGCCUCUGUGUGUGUUCUGUCCUCCAAACAAUUAGGCAUAAUUAAGUGUUUCAGGGAGUUGGCAGGCACUGAAAUUCUUUAGCUUUAUUCUCACUUCAUUAUGUUUAGUGAUUUUUUCAUACUGUGGUUUGGGCUACCUGCACAUGUCAAUGCAUGCAUACGUGUUCAACACCAAAUAAAAUGUACAUAUGUUUUGCCA
Messenger RNA from Cottoperca gobio, 4155 nucleotides. RefSeq names its product NELL (neural EGFL like) family member 3 (gene nell3). The transcript has 5 exons. Bases 144 to 2951 code for a protein of 935 amino acids. The record is from RefSeq and is a predicted model, not a curated record. Gene Ontology annotation, molecular function: heparin binding; protein binding; calcium ion binding. NCBI's taxonomy places the organism in Eukaryota, Metazoa, Chordata, Actinopteri, Perciformes, Bovichtidae.